This is a messenger RNA of Athene cunicularia (burrowing owl), 1477 nucleotides long. It is a transcript of the gene FBXO3, whose product is annotated as F-box protein 3. Gene Ontology annotation, molecular function: protein binding. NCBI's taxonomy places the organism in Eukaryota, Metazoa, Chordata, Aves, Strigiformes, Strigidae. The transcript has 10 exons. The annotation marks the transcript as partial. The record is from RefSeq and is a predicted model, not a curated record.
UAUGUUUAUAGUUGCUGCUAUUUAAGUCGAAGAUUAAAUCAGCUAUCAAGCCAUGAUCCAUUGUGGAAAAGACACUGCAAGAAGUACUGGCUUAUUUCAGAAGAGGAAAAAAGUCAACGAAAUCAGAGCUGGAAAGCCAUCUUCAUCAGUACCUACUCUGACCUCGGAAGAUACAUCCGAUACUAUGCUACAUUGAAAAAAGCCUGGGAUGACCUAGAGAAAUACUUAGGACAGCGGUGUCCUCGGAUGAUUGGUUCUUUGAAAGAGAGUGUGCGAGAGGAAGAUCUUGAUGCUGUGGAAGCACAAAUAGGUUGCAAACUCCCUGAUGACUAUCGAUGUUCUUUUCGUAUUCAUAAUGGACAGAAGCUAGUUGUUCCUGGUUUGAUGGGAAGCAUGGCACUGUCGAACCACUACCGCUCCGAAGACUUGUUGGAUAUUGACACAGCGGCUGGCGGUUUUCAGCAGAGGCUGGGACUGAAGCAAUGCCUUCCUCUUACCUUUUGCAUUCAUACUGGCCUGAGUCAAUACAUGGCCCUGGAGAGUGUGGAGGGACGAAAUAAAUAUGAGAUCUUCUAUCAAUGUCCAGACCAAAUGGCUCGCAAUCCGUCUGCUAUUGAUAUGUUCAUUACAGGUACAUCUUACUUGGAAUGGUUUACAUCCUAUGUAAACAAAGUUGUUACUGGUGGUUAUCCUAUCAUCAGAGACCAGAUUUUCAGGUAUGUGCAUGAUAAAGAAUGUGUUGCUACCACAGGAGAUAUCACUGUUUCUGUGUCCACAUCUUUUCUACCUGAGCUCAGUUCUGUACAUCCACCGCAUUAUUUCUUCACUUACAGAAUCAGAAUUGAAAUGUCCAAAGAUGCUCUUCCUGAGAAGGCUUGUCAGCUGGACAGUCGAUACUGGAAAAUAACAAAUGCCAAAGGUGCUGUAGAAGAAGUUCAGGGUCCUGGAGUAGUUGGGGAGUUUCCAAUCAUCAGUCCAGGGAGAGUCUAUGAAUAUACCAGCUGCACUACGUUUUCCACAACAUCUGGAUAUAUGGAGGGGUAUUACACCUUCCAUUGCCUCUACUACAAGGACAAAUUCUUUAAUGUCACAAUUCCCAGAUUUCAUAUGGUGUGUCCAACAUUCAAGGUGUCCACGGCACGAAUGGAAACAAAUCAUAAUGAAUAUGCAGUGGAUGAAGAUGAAGAUUCCACAGACACUGAUGAAUAUGAAGAUCGACGUAGAGUGUUGGACAUUCCUGCGCCUUCUAGACGCUGCCCACGUCAUACCUGAUGGGAUUUUUUUUUUUUUUUUUUCAAAACAAAACAAACUCUUUUCAGAAGCUGAAUUCUUUGGGGCUAGUGCAUAAGAAUAUUUCUGACUAUUGUAAAAUGAACUUUCCGUUGCACAUCAGGGCAACUAGCAUGAAUGUUGGUGCCAGUUCUAAUAUUCAUCAGAGUAUAACUUCUUUUUCUCCUGGUUUGGAAGUGGGGAGGGG